AUUGGCCUAUCCUCUCUGAAAUCCACUAAAUGUAAGGCCAUGGCUUCCACAUCACUACCGUUUCAGGAGCAUCACCAACCUGAUAUCCCCGGAAAAGUAAAAGUCACCAUUUUAGCCUCGGAAUGGGGAUCAAGUAAAGGAGGACUUUCUACCUUAAACAGAGAGCUUGCCAUACAAUGGGCUAAAUUCCCAGAGGUAGAAAUCACUUUCUUUUUGCCAAGAUGCAGUGAAGGGGAAAGGAAUCAAGCUCUCACUCACAAUGUAAAGCUUCUUGAAGCAAUACCGCAUCCUGGGUAUGAAGAACUGGACUGGCUAAGCUUUCCACCAGACGAUUUGCAAAUUGAUGUAGUUGUCGGCCAUGGGAUAAAACUCGGUCAUCAGGCACAAGUUAUUAGGAAAUUUAAAAACUGUCAGUGGGUGCAAAUGGUCCACACAGACCCAGAGGAACUAGGAAUGUUUAAAACGUAUGACAAGCCAAUUUCAAAGGGCGAAGAAAAGCACAAGACGGAAGUGAAACUCUGUAAAAUGGCAGAUCUUGUUGCAGGAGUUGGACCCAAGCUGAGCGAAGCCUUCCGUUCAUAUCUCCGUGGAGAAGGUAAAACUGUCAUUGACUUUACCCCAGGAGUGUUUGAUGAGUUUGUGGGUGUAAAACAAAGUCCUAAUGAGGGAAAACAUCGAAGCGUCUUGAUAUUUGGCCGUGGUGAUGAUGAAGACUUUGAAUUAAAGGGAUUUGACAUCGCUGGAAAAGCUAUUGCUAAACUGCCCGACACUCUUCUCGUGUUUGCUGGGGCCCGAGAUGGAAAGUACGAGGAAAUUGCAAAGAAGUUGAGUGAAUGUCACGGUGUUCCCAAAAGAUCCUUGAGGGUAAGAGGCUUUGUGCAAAGCCGAGAGGAUUUGAAAUGCUUAUUCCAAGAGGUUGACCUUGUACUUAUGCCGUCAAGAACUGAGGGCUUUGGGUUGACAGGACUAGAAGCCUUGUCAGCUGGUCUCCCUGUGCUUGUCAGCAAAAACUCAGGGUUUGGGGAAGCCCUAUACAACGUGCCAUUUGGCUCAUCAUUUGUGAUAGACUCAGAGAAACCUGAUGAUUGGGCUGCAGCCAUCAAAGACGUCUUGAAUAAAGACAGGCAGAAACGCCUUGAGGAGGCUGAGAACUUGCGUACUUCUUAUGGAGGGAAAUUCAACUGGGCAAAACAGAGCGAAGAUCUUCUCGACGAGAUGAUCAGCAUGGUUCAUGGUAUGGCGUUUCAAUUNAAGCUGAGCGAAGCCUUCCGUUCAUAUCUCCGUGGAGAAGGUAAAACUGUCAUUGACUUUACCCCAGGAGUGUUUGAUGAGUUUGUGGGUGUAAAACAAAGUCCUAAUGAGGGAAAACAUCGAAGCGUCUUGAUAUUUGGCCGUGGUGAUGAUGAAGACUUUGAAUUAAAGGGAUUUGACAUCGCUGGAAAAGCUAUUGCUAAACUGCCCGACACUCUUCUCGUGUUUGCUGGGGCCCGAGAUGGAAAGUACGAGGAAAUUGCAAAGAAGUUGAGUGAAUGUCACGGUGUUCCCAAAAGAUCCUUGAGGGUAAGAGGCUUUGUGCAAAGCCGAGAGGAUUUGAAAUGCUUAUUCCAAGAGGUUGACCUUGUACUUAUGCCGUCAAGAACUGAGGGCUUUGGGUUGACAGGACUAGAAGCCUUGUCAGCUGGUCUCCCUGUGCUUGUCAGCAAAAACUCAGGGUUUGGGGAAGCCCUGUACAACGUGCCAUUUGGCUCAUCAUUUGUGAUAGACUCAGAGAAACCUGAUGAUUGGGCUGCAGCCAUCAAAGACGUCUUGAAUAAAGACAGGCAGAAACGCCUUGAGGAGGCUGAGAACUUGCGUACUUCUUAUGGAGGGAAAUUCAACUGGGCAAAACAGAGCGAAGAUCUUCUCGACGAGAUGAUCAGCAUGGUUCAUGGUAUGGCGUUUCAAUUUUGUUGCAUAUACACUUAAGCAUUUACAAAUUGAUUUAAAAGAAAAGUUGGCUUGAAGUACUGUGAAUGAGAGCCUCAAAACAAAUAUUAAAAAAAUGUUAUUCUCAACACUUACAAGUCUAAGAAUUAAACGAGAUUCUAAAAGACUCGUGAAGAACGAGGUCAUUUGUUUUGUACAAGUUUUGGGUGUCAUUGAUGGUAAAGCCAUCCUUAGCUUUGCAGGAAACUGUUGCAUUUCAUUUAAUGUAUCGUGCUUUUAUGGAGGUGUGAUAACCUAAUUGAAAAGUUAUUUCUUUACUUCUUGACCGGAAGCCAUACAAUAGUUUUUGUUGACAUUCUUUUUUCCCUUUAGGUACCUCUGAAGCUAAGACAGAUCUACAGCAACUGGUUGCAGGCGCAGAGUCUGUUUUAAAAGAAAAUGUAACACGUCUGAAACUAGACCACUGUCAAGCGGGGCAAGAAGUAAUGCCAUUGGAAGCUGGACUACAGAGGUCUCAGUCUGCAUCUCACAUCAGUCGUGGUAAUGAAAAGUGCAAUUAAUCCCUUACCGUUAUUGAAAUAUCCACUCCUCUCCAUGUGAGAAAUUCGCUGGAACAGACCCAAAGAUGAAACGCCUCAGGGUUUGUUCUCCUCGCUAAUGCUCAUUUGAAUUUAAACGUGCAAGCCCUGGCCAGUCUUCAUUACCUAGCUACUGAAGGUUACGUUGUGCAUAGCUGCAAUUUCUCGGUAAAAAAACACGGGCUUUUAGUCUCUUUAGAGUACUUUUAGAUCUUUAAAAAUUAAUACAUUCUGAACGUUGCUAUAAAAUUUGUAACUGUUCGGUCAUCCAAGGGGAGCUUGAGUGUUUUAGAAAUUACAAGGGCUUCAGUAUUAUUUUACCCAAAAUUUUAGAUGCAAUAUAACGUAUUACGAAAGUGAACUCUUUUUCUAAUUCCUCUCUCCAUCACAUUUAUGAAUCCGAAAAUUAUAGGUUUUCUUUUUUCUACAAAAAUAGCCUAACCUGGGGAGUGAAAUGCGAAAAAUCAAACUUAAGAGAAUCGUAGGGAAUUUACUAGAUACGCUUCAAAAAGUGUACAUGAAUGGAAAGGUGAUCUAGAAAAUUUUAGCCGUCCUCAACUAUAGAAAAUUCUACGCAAUGUUUGCGUCUACGCUCCGAACAGAUAUUUUACACUGAGAAAACAGUCGUUGGGUGCCCCUGAUUAUUGACCUCAUUCCACGUUAUACUGCUUAGUGAACAACAUAAUCACAAGAACUCUCCCAGCCCUACCUGUUGUGUCGUGUCUUUGCGUAGAAAAGGGGUAGACACACAUAACCACUCUCUGAAUGAUCAAAAUACACUAUCGUAUUGCAGGAGACUUCUGACAGCAAAAGUAAACUUCUCUUCGUAUGGUUUAAAAGAUAUUAAAAUGAGUUGUCGUUGUUUUUCUGCAGAGUUUGCCUACUGUGAAGCAGACAUCACAUUUUUUGCCGCGCGUCAUGAUGAAGAUACAAGACAAUGGCUGUUUAAGGAUUUUGACAAAUGGUUCAGUGAUCCUGGCGAUUCCAGAGCGUAUGUUCUCCUUGGUGACGCAGGUAUCGGAAAGAGUGUGAUGGCGGGAGCUCUGGCACAGCGGGCAAGAAACAAAGGACAUUUAGGUGCUGCUUACUUUUGCCGUUAUAACGAUGGAACUAGAAAUAAUCCCAGGUACCUUGUCGGGACUAUUGCGCGUCAGCUCUGUGACUGCAAUAGUGAAAUUUCUACCUUAGUGGGAGGGGAGGAUGGUGUAAAAAUGAUGUUAGCUGAUUCUAAGUUAGGAGUUAAGGAACUUUUUACGAAACUGUUAGAAGAGCCGUUAGGUAAGUGCGCCCCUUGCCAGCAGCGCAAAUUAGUCAUCAUUGACGCUUUGGAUGAAACAGAUUACGAGUCCAGGGAAGAUUUUCUUUAUGUUAUAAAGAAAGCUCUUCCUCGACUUCCUCAGUGGCUGUUGUUCUUUAUCACCAGUCGUCCUGAAGACACGGUACAGAGCCGAUUGGAGAAGUACAAUCCAUGCAUCCGGAUUUGCGCAGGUGGUAGCGAUGAACAAGGUUUUUAUCAGCAGCACGAACAAGACAUAAAACUUUUUUUAAAAAAGGAAAUAGAUUUCUCCUACAUUUCUUACUCUGUUGAGCAAGUCACAAAGAAGUGCAAUGGAUUGUUUUUGUAUGCUUACUACAUUGCAGAAGUUCUAAAAGAAUCCAAUUCUCACCGGGUGAAUCAGCAGACUGACCUCUUUCCCGGAGAUAUUGACGAAUUCUUUGAGGAGAAUUUCCAGCGUGUGUUUGACAAGGUGGGAGCAGACCUCUACAGGAAGGUAUUUGGCUGCAUCAUAUCCGCUCCAUCUCCCCUUCCUAUAUCGUUUGUUUCAUAUGUUCUUAACAGGGAAAAGUCAGAUCUUGAUGAGCAGGAUGCUAUCGAUGCCGUGUCUCUAUUUGUUGUGCGAACUUCUGAUGGGUUAGUGACAUUUCUUCAUAAUCUGAUUCCAGUGUGGCUAACAGACAAGAGGAAAGCUCCACGAAGGUUGUUAAUUGAUAAAAAGGUCGCAGUUGAAUAUCUCAGAAUUGUGUUUAUCGAAAUUCUUUCAACUGUUGUCGAAGAAAAACGAGCAACACUGCCGCUUAGAGAUGAGGAUUUGGAAAGAUUUGUCAUGCACUUUGCUGUUCGCUUUCUGUGUCAUCAUAUUGACCAAAAUUCACUGACAGAUGUUUUUAAUUGGUUAGUAAAUUAUCGGUUCCUAGAGAAAAGGAUUCAUAGUGGGAGAAGUGAGAUCUACCAUGUUAUUGAAGAUUUAAAGCUUGCAUCCAACUGUCUUCCCGCCGAGGAAGCACAGGAACGAAAGGUUCUUCAAGAAAUCUCCUCAGCUCUUGAAAGCUAUUUUCAUGUUCUCGUAGAAUGCCCUCACCUUUUGCGAUCAUGCUUCCGCAACACCUUAGAUGGUGUCGGCGAGAUUUUUUCGAUCCCACAAGUAUCAGCACCGUGUUUAGAGUGGAAUAUUUGUAACAUUUUGUCUGCGAAAACUCUUUCUCAAUGUAAUUGCGUCGCCACUACUUCUGAUAACAAAACUUUGGCCGGCGCAAAGGGUCGUUCCCUCUUUUUCUUUGAUGCUUCCACACUAGAAGCAUUGGGCGGACCUUUUGAAGUGAGCGGAGAUAUGAUAAAAGAAAUAAACUGUUUAGAGUUUUCACCAGACGACAAGUUUGUAUUUUUUGGACGACUUGACAAAUGGUUUUCUGUUGGACGAGGUUGUGUCGAGGACUUUCCACAGUUCUCUGAAAACCCUGGUCUUCAUGACUGGGGUCGUUUUACUUCUGAUGGGCAGCACAUAGUCGUGAAAAGGAACCAUUUUUCAGAUCUACCAGAGACAUGUCAAACGAAAAGGUGUAUAGAAGACCUACUCUCUCUUUGGGCUGUAAAGGAGAUUGACGGUGGCCCAGACAAAGAAUGGACUUGCUCUUUUCGUCAAUUACCACAGAUGGUAGCCGGGUUCAAUACCAUGGGCAUUGAAACUAAUUCCUUGCUCAGACGUCUGGGUAUAAACUUAAUGUCUUGUAAAGUCAAUGCAAUGCACGGAUCAAGUUAUCGUUCUUGUUACUUUUGUGACCAGUUAAAAGAACUAACAGAUCCAAGCAAGGAAUCCUCUCUGGCGCCUGUGCGCCAACUUGUCAUCAAACUGUACCGUUGGAUAUUCCGAUAUCAGGUUUGGAACCUAGAGACUGGAAGGCCCCUGCUACAGGAUGUAUUUAAUCAAUGUGCUCAAUUAAAUCCAUUUACCUAUUUUUGUCACGUGACCAGUGCUUUUGACAAGUGGGGGAAAGAAAUAGGUUGUGCUGGUGUUGAUCAAGUGGUGUCAGUGUGUAAUAUUGCCGUGGUUACUGCUAUUGACACUUUCUUCAGACUAAGGGUUGAUUGGUCUAAGAGGACAUACGUGCGGUUGAGUGAGAGGGAGAUGGAGUGGUUGAUAGAGUGUUUGGAGGAGUGGAUGCUGGAGAAGAAACGAAGUUGUAAGUAUUUUUUCCUAUUUCCGGUGCUGGAGUGUAGUUCAAAGUGCACAGCUAUGCGGGAGUGGGUGUUUAAGGAGACGCAUGAGGAGAUGCUAAAGCAGAAAGAUUCGGGGGAGGAGGAGAAGUUGACUGAAAUGGUAAGGAGGAGCCUAGCGAUUGUAUGGAGGUUUGACUUGCAUGGGGAGGAGAAGCGGCGGGAACUGCAUGAAAUGGUAGACAGGGGGCUGGAUGAGGUCUGGAACCUAAUGUUCGACUUGCAUGGAGAGGAGGUGUGGGAACGGAGGGAAAUGGUAAGGAAGAGGCUGAACGAGGUCUGGGAGCUUAUGAAGGUCUUGUAUGGGGCAGAGAGGAUUCUAGAGGAGGACUUGAAGCUUAAGAAAGACUUGCAUGGGGUGGAGGAGUGGGAACGGAGUGAAAUGGUAGAGAGGAGGCUGGAGGAGGUCUGGGAGCUUAUAAAGGUCUUGUAUGGGGCAGAGAGGAGGCUAGAGGAGGACUGGAAGCUUAAGGACGACUUGCAUGGGGAGGAGGUGUGGGAACGGAGUGAAAUGGUAAAGAAGAAGCUGACUGAGGUCUGGGAGCUUAUGAAGGUCUUGUAUGGGGCAGAGAGGAUUCUAGAGGAGGAUAGGAAGCUUAAGGACGCCUUGCGUGGGGUGGAGGAGUGGGAACGGAGUGAAAUGGUAGAGAGGAGGCUGGAGGAGGUCUGGAAGCUUAUGGAGGACUUACAUGGGGAGGUGGAGUGGGAACAGAUGUCAAAGGAGAGUCUGUGGGAGGUCUGGGUGCAUUUGAGGUCCUUUCAUUGUAAGAGGUCGUGGAUGCUCCGGGAAAAAGUAGAUGGGACACUGAAGAAGGGUGUAAGGCUGCUAUUGGACUGGCUACGUCCUGGCUUGUGGCAGCUAAUUUGGAAGUGGACGUUGCAGCUUGACCUUGAACUCUUCUGUGAUUCAUUCAAGCGUGAUGUUUUUCUUAACUUUCCAAAAGGUUUUCUUGAUUUUGUCGGCGAUAAUAUUUCUCAUUGUUUGUCACCCAGAAAAAUGUGGAUGGUUAGUAGCAGGGAGAUGGGAGAAAUACAUUUGCUGCGAACAGGUUUUCAAGAACAAGAUUCUUGCCAUUACACUUCUGAAAAGCAAGAAUACAGAUUCACCCAAGUAAAGUACCUGACCUUUACCUAUGAUGAUCUCUAUGUUGUGUAUUUGUCUCAUGAAAACUUACUACAUGCCUUAUCUCUCCAGACAGGUACUGUUUUCACUAGUGUGUCCGGGCGUAACUGUUGUUAUUUUACAGGAGAGAGGCGAGUUGGUUAUUUGUUCCGCAACGGAACUGAAGAGAGAACCAUCUUUUUCUCUAGUUUACUUAACCCUAGCAAUUUUUUUUCUGUCGAACCUGGACAAGAUGGAAAGUUAGGAGAGACGACUGCUGCGAUAUUCUCUUCAAGUGAUACUGUGAAGUCUAUUAGUUCGGAAUCACUGAUUACGUCGUGGCGACUGGUAGAACACAAUCUUGGCUUCUCCUUAGAAACAUUUUCCGAAUCAAGCUCGGUGGGAUCUCGCUCUCAGGUGAUCAAGAUACAGAAUUGUGUUUUCUCCACAGAUGGAAAAUUACUUGCUUUUCAGCAACACACUCAAAUAAAACAAUGCCUUGUUGAGGAGUUUGAGACGUCUCAGUGUAUAGUAUUUGAAGCAGACUUUAGUUUUACAGAUUUGUGCCUGACAUUCUCAUCAGACGGCGUCUUUCUUCUCUUUAGUAUCCAGGAUAACUUCAGUGGCCAGCAUUUCUAUGUGUGGGAUGUUCAAGGGGAAGUUUUGUCAAAAUCAUUUUCUUCGCCAUGGUCAGUGCUCUCCAUCGACAGUUUUUGCCUUUCCUCGGAUAACAGAAACCUCAUCUUGUGCGGCGGCGAGUAUGAGAUUGAGAUCUGGGAGUUCAGCUUGUAUCCGCGCCACUUACUUAAGAGAAUUUGUGUGGAGAGAUCUUUCAACCCAGUGAAAUUCAGUCAUUGCGCUGUUUCUCAAGACUCGGAGCUGUUAGUGUGUUGCCUCGCAAACGUAAUCUUUGUACACAGUCUUCACGUUGCUGAUAUCCACUCCUCUAAGCGGGUUCUCCGUGGCCAUCUUGGUAAAAUUGAGUUUUGCAAGUUUUUGAAAAGGAACCGUUAUCUCAUUUCCUAUGCUGUUGAUGGAAUGGUUUUCCUGUGGGAUAUUUCUGAGUCUAAAGCUCUUGGAUUUGCGAGAAUUGCAAAAGGGCGGGAGAAGAUCCUGUGCAUGGCUGUGUCACCUGAUGAGGACCGGGCUGUUUGUUUUAUAUCCCCUAGCAGGGUAUGCGUCUUAAAUUUCUGCAAUCUGAAGUGUGCUCUCCCCGCGGAUUUUUUUACAGCUCAAAGAAAAGGCAGAAUAAGUACAGCAGAGACAAGUCUUCUUCCGGUUGGGCAGAUUCCUUCAACAUCUAACGUUCAAGCUUCUCGGCUUGAGGAUGAUCAACAUGGAGGUUUCAGGAGUCCGGAUUUGGAAGAACAGUUCUUGUUAACGCCAGAAGAUUUACUUGAUUCUGAUGAAUCUGACGACUGUGUGGAUUAUGACGACGCUGAUUGA
This is a messenger RNA of Porites evermanni, 8545 nucleotides long. NCBI's taxonomy places the organism in Eukaryota, Metazoa, Cnidaria, Anthozoa, Scleractinia, Poritidae. The record is from the annotation of a GenBank genome assembly.